AGUCGCUUUGAGGGACAGGCAACGAACUGUGUGACAUACAGAAUAGGCAUUAAGAUAACUGGUCCAAUUUGCUUUUCUGUUCAUUGAUGUUUUGAGGAACAAAUACUACAGCAUCAAUAAUCAGCUCAUAAUAAUGAGUUAAAACUGGAAAGUGUUUUAAAGCCAAAUUAUAUACGCUCACCUUCCACUUUAUUAGUGACACCCGCCCAUUCAUGCACUUAUCUAAUCAGCCAAUCAAGUGGCAGGAAAGAAAUGCAACAAAAAAAAUCAUACAGACACAGGUGGAGCUUCAGUUAAUGUUCAUAUCAGACAUCAGAAGUCGGAUUUCUGUGACUUUAAUGGUGGCAUGGUUGUUGGGUUGGUUUAAUUAUUUCAGAAACUAAUGAUCUGGGAUUUUGGGAUUCUCUAGAGUUUACACAGAACAAUUGCAAAAAACAAGAAGCACAUGCUGAAGAGAUCUGAGCUCAAGCUGCCAGAAUAGAUAUAAUGUCUCAAAUAGUCAUUCUUUACCAUCAUGGUGGACAGAAAUGCCUUUCAGCACCCACACAAAAACACUGACCUUGAGGUAAAUGAGCUACAACAGCAGAAAAACAAGAACAGGAAUCCGAGGCUAUCAUUAGCCUAGACUCAUCCUGGAUAAUUGGUCCCAUCUUCAGCUGUAAGGUUACUUGCCUCAGUGUGAAACCUGAUUUGGUUUGUUGUAGCUCAUCCACCUCAAGAUCCUGAGAUGCUCACCACCAUUGUAUAGAGUGCUGAUAUAAGUCACUAUAUCCUUACUGGCAGCUCAGACCAGUCUAGUCAUUCUCCUCUGCUCUCUCUCAUCAAGGUGCAGAACCUAUUCACACGGAAUGUUUUUGGUUUUUUUUGCACCGUUCUGUAUAAACUGUAGACAAUGUUUUGUGUGAAAUUCACAGUAUAUCAGCCCAUCUGGCACCAACAUCCAGGCCACAGAGAUUUCUUCCUCCUCAUUCUGAUGUUUGAUGUGAACAUUGACUGAAACAUUCGGAAUAUUUCUGCGUGAUUUCAUGCAUCGUGUUGCUGCCACAUGAUUGGCUGAUUAGAUAACUGCAUAAAUGAGCAGGCGCACGUGUGUUCCUAAUAAAGUCGAUGGCAAAUGUACAUUUAUUAAUAUUUUUAUCGCCUGAGGGUCAGUACUCACACCAAGAUCAGAGCAGCAUGUUUGGAGUUCCUCCUAAUGAUCUCAUUCAGUCUCACCUUUCUCUCUGACUAAAAGAUAAUAAAAAAAAAAGAAAGACAUCAUUCAACAAGGACUAAUAUGCAGGGCAAAUGGGCUGAUGAUAAUGUCAUUUAUCACAAAACCUCACAGUGUUGCUUAAUCUUUCAGAGGAGGGUAGCUAAGGCAUGCUCAAAAAGUCUGCAUGAAGAAGGAAGAUGUUCUAAAGAUAAAAUAGAUUUGAAAAGGAAUCAAUAGUUAACUUAUUUCUUAUUGUUAUUUACAAAAUCUGUUAGAUAUUUAUCAAGAACGCAGACAAAUAGGUCUGCAGUAGGAGUAAUAAACUUGCAUUUAUUAUCUGUAAAGCUAUUAAUAAAGAGCAUGGGUAUGAAAACCAGUGGUGGCCAGUGAUAAGUAGGGGAAAGAGAAAAAUUAGGACCGAUUUUGUAUUCUGAACAAUGCAAAAUAUUGUGAAGCAUUUUGUCUUUAUACAGUCACGCCAGCCCACCAGUACCUCCACUUCCCAGAACACACUGCAACCUACAAACAUACAGUAUCUACAAUGGACCCCAGUACAACACUGGUACCUUCCCAGUAACCCGAGAUCUAACCAUACACACUUGCUCCUAAUCACACACAUGCUAUAUAAAUACAGACUCUCAGACUCUGACUUACCAUCAAUGCAUUGUAUAUAAUCGCACUUUUCUAGUUUUUGUAGCUUAACAAGGCAAGAUGUAGGCUUAAUAGUUAAGGGUAAUGCUCAGAAGGUCCCCCCAGCACUUGAGCAAAGCCCUUAAACCUCUCUGCCCCAGGGACACUUAACUGAUAUUGUGCUCUGACCUCAACUUCCUAACAUCUGGGAUAAGCAAAGAAAAGAAUUUCACUGUGCUUUAAUUAAUAUGUGAAAAGGCUGCUGUGGCUAGUUUCUGGAUUUGUCCACAUUGCACUGCUGAGACCCUGACUUUCUACAUGUCCCUGUCCCAGUUUUUGAAACUGUCUGCAGUCUCUUUUUAAUAAAAAUAUAUAAAAAAAAAAACAAAUAAAAAAAAUAAAAUAAAAGGUUUUACCAGGUUAUGAGAGUAAAUAAAUACAUUCUUCCUAAAAACUGAUCUGAGUUGGGAAAGAUGAUUAAAACAUGAUGAGGCCUGUAGCAGUGCCUGAGGUGUCAUUUUAACUGGCAGAGCUCCAACGACCGAUGACAGCAGUGCGGGGGCUGUUUCCUGUCACAGCUACUGAAGAGCUCUUAUUAAUGGCUAUAACAGGGUUGUGUAACCGUAUAACAAACAAUCCAUGUUGGUCAUUGUGAUCCAGAUCUAUCAGGCCCAGCAUAUUCUCUAUAUGUUAACUCUAUAGACUGCACAGGCUGGGAUGCAGAAUGCUGAUUCCUGCACACAUACCCACGAUGCAUCAUUACACCCCAGUGAUCUGCCUGAUAGGCUUGCACAAGCACAACUUAAUGCUGAAUCAAUGAAACCUGCUGCCUCAACUCUAUGACCUAUAGCAGCUGAACCAGAGCCUUACUGAGUGCAGGGCAGUUGCUAAUGUUUGCACAAAAAGCCACUAGAUUUGCUAAAGGGCUUUCAAAAGUCACUAAUUGGCAACACUGCUUGCCAUCUGUCACAGACACACCUUGAGCCUCAAUGCAUCCAUCUGUUUAUCUGAAACUUUCCAUGGACAGGAUGUCUUCUGCUGCUGCUCUGACUCCUGUCUCUGCUGCUCCUCUCUGACCCUGAACGACGCAACUGAGUCCUCAAAUCUCUUCAAGCUGCAGGAAAUAAUACAUUUUUUAAAAUGCUUUCUGAUUAAAAGUGGACUGCUAAAGUAUAUUCAGUGUAUUUUCAAGCUUGUGGAAAACAACCUACUUUUUAGAGGAAGGCAACUUUUCAGUGUCUGUCAUGACAAUGACUUCAUGGACAUCCAAACGAAAUCUUUGUAGUAAAUCGAUCAUCCUGAGAACAGAUUCAUAGUUAGUUAUGGUGAAUGUAACAUCUCAUCAUCUAUGACUAUGGAUAAACAUUUCAUAUUAAACAAAAAUAUACUCUUUGCGCUCGUCCUCCAUGGUCUGCAGCUUCCCUAUGACAAAAACACGAACUUUACUUCUCCUCCAGUGCUUUCUUCUAGUUAACAGAUAUGGCACCAACAGUGUCAGACCUGAGGUAAAAGUCAGGGCCAAUCAUUACACAAAAAAGUUUAUGGUUCUUUAAAGAAGCAUUAUAACUAUUGUUACUUUUAGUAUCAAAUCCUACCUUUCUCAAUAAUACCUUACCUCCGUCAUCAGAGAUCCAGUACACGUCUAUGGUCUUCCGUCCCUGGUUGUUUUGAAAAACUGUUCUGCUCUUGUUAUCAAUGACGUGGUUUGUUUUUUCAUCAUCUGCGGCAAAGCAAAGAGAAAUGUGAUAUCAGGGUUAUGACAAAUGUAGUUUUAUGAAGCAAAAUAGUUAAAUAAGGAUGCUUCCUCAUAUAAUCUCACAGAGAUUUCCCUUUCCACUGUUACCUCGGGUAUUCUCAUUAAGGAUUAAAAUAAAUUUCAUUUUAAACUUAGUCAUUUUUAAUCUAGUUUUUAAUAUUUCUGUAAAGCUGCUUUAAGGCAAUUUCUAUUGUUAAAAGCACUAGACAAAUAAACUUGAAUUGAAAUCGAAAUAGCACAUGUAAACAUAGAAACUUUAAACUUAGUUUCUUUACCUGAUUCUAUUUCCGAUUUCUGACUCUGUUCUGACUCCAUGGUCUCAUCUGCCUCGAAUGCAUGGUUUGCUAUAAAGAAACAGAAUAUUCAUUAUUCGCAAAGCUUGUACAAACAGGAAACAAACAAACAAUAAAUAAAUAAAUAAAAGAUAUAUACAGUUAUCUUCAGACUCCAACUCUUCUGCAAUGUCAAGUCCAUCCAUCAUUUUGAGAAUACACACUCCAUAGUUAGAAUCGAAUGUAUCACUGGGAAGAAGUAAAAUUGAAAGGCAGUAUGGUUAUUAUGGUAAAAAGACGUUUACUUUAUUAUCAGAGGAAAAAAAAAACGUUACAACUGCUGAUUUUACUCACUAUAUGGUGUUAACAUAAUCCUCCAGGUUAUAGGGACUGCACUCCUUCCAGUUAGUCUUGAACCCCAUAACCAGGGUAUUAGGCUUAAGUUUUCCUAAACCAGAAGCCUUUAAGGGAUUAAAAUAGUUAUUUAGAAUUGAAAAAAUAUAUAGCAGUGAGAUUAAAAGUCAUUUGGUGUAGUUGGUGUACCUGCAUGAGAUGCUGAGUUCCUUCUCUCAAACUGUUUCCCUUAAAGGGACUGUAAAAGGAGUGGAUUUUCCUACUGUUCAGCCAUUUUACUAAUUUGUCUGUACUGGCUUGGGAGGUGACAGACUUCUCAUCCUGGAGACACAAAAACAUUUAUCCAUAUUAAAGGAUCUAUAGCAGCUACCGGUUGUUUAGGGUGAAGGUUAACAUGCUUCCUCUGAGACUCAUGAAUUCAGCCAACUAUUUAUUUUUAUUCAAACUGCUGCUAGUGCUAGUCACAGGCCAGUGGAUCACACUCAGAGUAAAGUGUAUCUGUAUUUGCCCUCAAUCUCAUACAUGAGAUUAGAUUAUAUAUAUAUAUAUAAAGUAUAUAGUGAGCAGUAUAAAGUGAGCAAAGAUGGAUAUUGUGCAUAGAAUAUAUGAGCUCACUUAUACAUGUAUUUAUCUAGUAUUGCUGUAUUUGUCUUCCCACAGACGGCCAUCUUUAUAACCCAAGGACAGUCCUCAUUCUCACCAUGAGAAUAUUUCCGCAGAUCAUCAGACUGGCAUUCUUUGUGAAAGAACCCACAAAGUCAACAAGAGCUGGACGCAAGUUUGGAGGACCGGUCAAAACCAAACACUGAGGUCUGAAGGAAAGAGAAAGUAGCAAGAGAGACUGAAUAGGAUAGAGCCAUGUUGUAGGCACCAGCCUGGACAGACGAGCCCCAGUUAACCUCUAGAAGAAAUAGAAUAAUGUCUCUGCAGCAAAAGCAAGAAAAUAAGCAAGAGCAAGAAUUAUCCCUCCGUCAGAGGAUGGCAUUAUUUCAGGCCAGUCCUUCAGUGAGGCAGACAAGCAGCAAAGGAAGUGGUGCAUGUAAAAGAAAACAGGCUGAAGCAGAAACAAAUACAUCCAUCUCCCCAUCCCUUCAUAUUCAAAAAGACUAUAAAGGCUGCUCUUCUUCUACCCUUAGUAAUGCCCACCUCAUUUCUACCUCAUGCCCCCCAUCAUCUGACACCUCCCCCAGUCAAGAGCUCACCUCAUUUCUGCUCCCUUCCUACUGUGACUCUCUCUUUAGCUCAUUACACAGUUUAAAAGAAGAGGGACUUCUGUUGGACUGCAGCUUACAACUAGAUAGCAAUACAUACAAAGUUCACCAACUGGUGCUCGCUGCUGUUAGUCAAAAAGCAGAGGAGUGGCUGUGCUCCAACAAUACAGAGGUGAAUUUGUAUAAUUUAGGAGGACCUGGGUGUCAUAUAACUUCUGCAGGACUGAACGCUGUCCUGAAUUUUGCUUACCAUGGAGAAUUGAAUAUGAUUUUCUCUGAAGCCAGAGAUUUGGAGGAGAUUCUGAUGGCUUGCAGAUGUUUGGGAGUGGAUCGACUCUCAGAGAUGUGCAAGGCUGAAGAUAUGUCCUCGGGGAGAGAGGAGAGAGAACACAGCCUUCAGGCGAUCAGGGCACUGUGGGAGAGACGUGUUGGCUGUGAUGUUAUCAUGGAGGUGGAAAGUGGAGAGCGUUUCCCUGCCCAUCGUGUUAUACUUGCUGCUGGUGGAGACUACUUCAGAGCCCUCUUUUGCAGUGGGCUACGUGAGUCCAAGGAGGAGGUGGUGUGUUUGCGAGGCAUUGCAUCAUGGGUGCUGGAAUCCCUGCUGGAGUUCAUGUACUCUGGACAGUUAAAGCUGGGCUGGCAGAAUAUCUGGGACCUCACUGAAGCAUCUCUGCAAUUCCAACUGCAAGGGGCGCACAUACUAUGCUCAGAAUUUCUACAUGAUCAUAUGAACGACGCUUCCUGUUUGGACACUAUGUUUCUAGCUGAGACAUAUGGACUGGAGAAUCUUGGUAGGGCAGCAGAAGAGUAUGCUUUAGCUCACUUUCAGCAGGUUUCAGAGAGAGAGAAUUUUAAAGAUCUCACCUGUACCGUACUGGAGCGUCUGUUGGAGAAGGAUGAGCUGAGGGUAGACUCUGAGGUGGUGGUGUUCAGGGCCUUAAUGAGUUGGGUUGAGGAGGAUAAAGCACACAAGAUGACCAAUUUACAAGGACUUCUCCAGAUAGUCCGCUUCCCACUAAUGAGUCCAGCAGAGCUAGAGGAGGUUGAGGGCUGCAGUCUGCUACGUAGAAAUGCAGAGGGAAGGGAAGCCUUACAAAUAGCGAGGAAGCUUCUCAAAGGAAACCAGAAAGUGACAGGAUGUAAACCACGUACCCCAAAUCAGGUCUUGGUGUUGGUGGGAGGGGACAGUGUGAAUGACAACUUUGAGCGGCGGGAACCGAACCGGUCCCUGUGGUUUGCUCAGCGAUUUCUGAGAGGAGAAGGACUCAUUCGGACUAUAGAGUGGGAACCUUUGGUUCAGCUACCAGAACCCCCACGACUUCGCCACUGUGUGUGUGUGCUCGAUAACUGUCUGUACAUACUGGGAGGCCGCAAGUACUACGGAAAACUGGAUAUACUCAAGUCUGUGGUGAGAUUCAGCCCUGCCCAGGGUCAAUGGGAGUGUUUACCUGAUAUGGCCAGUCCCAGAGACUACUUUGCUGCUGUGUGUUGGAGAGGCAAGGUGUUUGUCCUGGGAGGCAACCGUGAUGACACAAAUUACCUGGAUUCUGUGGAGUAUUACACACCUGAAGAUAAUACUUGGCGGUCGGCUCAUCCUUUAGACACGCCCAUCUGUGGCCACGCUGCUGCCACAUUGGAUGGUGAGAUUUUCAUAUCAGGUGGCUGUGACUCUCACCUACGCUGUCUUCCUUCUCUGUGGCACUAUGAUCCUGUGUAUGGCUGCUCAAACAGAGCUCCAAUGGCAAGUGGAGCUGGACGCGCAGGUCAUGUGAUGCUGGCUGUAAGAAAUCAACUGGUUGUGGCCGGAGGGCUACAGCCGCUGCAGGUGGGUUUUGGAGACCAGUUACAAUGUGAGGCAUACGAUGUGAUGCAGAAUCGCUGGAUGCCUCUUCCCCCUCUGCCUCGACCCCAUCUUUCUCCUGCAGCCACAUCCCUGGAUGGAAUGCUGUAUGUCUUGGGAGGGUCUUCAUCUGAUUCAGGAUAUGACACACCAUGGGUUUAUCGAUAUGACCCACAGGACAAAUUCUGGGACAAACUAGGAACAAUGCCUCGUGCUUAUGCUGACCUUGCAGCAUGCAUGCUUCAAUUACCCAUAAGCCUCAGGGGUUAAUGUUGACGUCUGAAUAUUAUAGAGUAAGAUUCUGUUGAAAACUGCAAAGUGAGUGUAAAAAGGUAUAAAUUGUGCACAGAGUAUUAAAGCUAAUGAAUAUAAAAGUACACGGUCAGUUAAAAGUAAAGUCUGGAACAGUUGAACAUUUGUCAGGAUUUAGAUGUGUCUGUAUUAUCACAAUUUGAGUCCUAGGGUCAUCAAAUGUGUUUGAAUAUAAACUUGUGAGCAAGGUGGUCUGAAGAUGAUGUGAGCCAGUGGAGCUGUAGUCAAGAUAUGGCUGCACUUCCUGUUUGCCGGCUUCAAUGUCAUUUCUGUUUGUUUGUUAGCAGUUAACCAAUUAGACAUGAAAUGAUGUCAUAGGGUGUGUUGGGAUCGGCACGAUGCAAUGAUUUAUUUGGAAAAAGAGAAUUUUAUUCACACAUCAGAAGUUAUUCGCAUAAAUAUACAUUGAAAUGUGGUCCAGUGGGAAUAAUGGUGCAGUGACUAUUGGUACUGUGCUGUUAGUGUGCCAAAACUCACAACAUCUAAGGGCUGCCACAGAAUAAUAAUAAUAAUAAUAACAACAACAACAACAAC
This is a messenger RNA of Hemibagrus wyckioides, 8104 nucleotides long. RefSeq names its product kelch-like protein 33. Lineage: Eukaryota; Metazoa; Chordata; Actinopteri; Siluriformes; Bagridae. Gene Ontology annotation, molecular function: protein binding. The coding region runs from base 5126 to 7528 and encodes 800 amino acids. The record is from RefSeq and is a predicted model, not a curated record. The transcript has 9 exons.